AUGCCAAAAGCAGAAGUCGGCUCAACGAGGUACCUGAACAACAAGCUCAAGAGCAAAGGCCUGCAGCGGUUGCGAUGGUACUGCCAGGUUUGCGAGAAGCAGUGCCGCGAUGAGAACGGCUUCAAGAUGCACACGCAGUCCGAGUCGCACGUGCGGCAAAUGCUCGUCGUGGGCGAGGACCCGAAAAAGUUCCUCAAUGAGUACAGCAACCAGUUCCUUCGCGACUUCACUCAGCUGCUCCGCACGGGUCACGGCGAGAAGCAGGUGCAGAUAAACCACUUUUACCAGGAGUACAUCGCCAACAAGGAGCACGUGCACAUGAACGCGACGAAAUGGCCCAGUCUGACCGAGUUCGCGAAGCACCUGGGUCGUGAGGGCAUCUGCCGUGUCGAGGAGAACGAAAAGGGUAUUCACAUCUCGUGGAUCGACAAUUCGCCCGAGGCGCUCAAGAGGCAGGAGGCGUUGAGGAGAAAAGAGGCGCAGGAUCGGGGGAACGAGGAGGUUGAGCAGAUGAUGAUCCGGGAACAAAUCAAGAGGGCACAGAAGGCGGCCGAGGCGAGGGGGGAAAGGGCGGAUAACGAAGAAGAGAGGGAGAGGGGACUGCGGAGGGCCGAGGGAGAGAAGAUUUCUCUGUCCUUUGGGGCCAAGCCUACGGCUGCGCCGAAGGAGCCUUCAAUGUCUGCCGAAUCCGAGGCCUCGAUGACAGCGCCAGUAGACGUGGCAGAAAAGAAGGACGAUAAACCUGCCGACAAACAGCCCGAGAAGCCGUCGCUCGGUGGUGGCCUGUCGCUCAAGAUGACGGCGAAACCGCAGACGAAGAACGUCUUCGCCCAGGCCAAGAAGAAUGCCCUUUCUGGCGGCGGCAAGAAGACGACUAUCGAGCAGCCCAAGAAGAUGAGCGAAGCCGAAAGGAUUAUGAAGGAAGACAUGGAGAGGCAAGAGAAGAAGCGGCCAAGAGGGGGGUCUGGGUUUGGAGGGGUUUCGUUCAAGAAGCAGAAGAUGGACCAGCAGUGA
Messenger RNA from Colletotrichum graminicola M1.001, 1014 nucleotides. RefSeq lists its product as uncharacterized. The transcript has a single exon. Gene Ontology annotation, cellular component: nucleus. NCBI's taxonomy places the organism in Eukaryota, Fungi, Ascomycota, Sordariomycetes, Glomerellales, Glomerellaceae. Bases 1 to 1014 code for a protein of 337 amino acids. Gene Ontology annotation, biological process: DNA replication; DNA damage response. The record is from RefSeq and is a predicted model, not a curated record. Gene Ontology annotation, molecular function: double-stranded DNA binding.